Pyricularia pennisetigena is the source of this 1332-nucleotide messenger RNA. RefSeq lists its product as uncharacterized. The record is from RefSeq and is a predicted model, not a curated record. NCBI's taxonomy places the organism in Eukaryota, Fungi, Ascomycota, Sordariomycetes, Magnaporthales, Pyriculariaceae. The coding region runs from base 1 to 1332 and encodes 443 amino acids. The transcript has 2 exons.
AUGCCUGCGUACAACACGAGAAAAGUAUCGUUGAGCUUACCUAGCCUGGGAAUCGCUUUACCUGGCAGUGGCGGCAACCAUGGACAGCGCCGCACGACUCCGUCCUCCGCGACUGCGUCGCCAACGAGCCGCCCAACGCCAUCGUCCGCACCUGCAUCGGCGACGUUAGACCAAAGCAGCCAGGCACGCUCGCAAAUACCUAGCAGCAAGAAGCGCAAGGCUUCAAACGAUAGCGAGUCAAGUCCGCGCCCAAGCUCGAUAGCAAAGAAACAGCACUCGCAGCCCUCACUUACACCUGCUACCUCCCGCGAUCCUUCCGAGCCCACUCCGCCGCCAUCUCCUACACGAUCUGUUGAGAUGGCGGAUGCCGAGCCCGUUGUUGUACCCAAGCCUUUUGAUCUGGAUACCGUCAAUGAUGAGAUCGUCGAGGCCGUCAUUAGAGUGCUUAUUAGCCAAGGGAACCGACCGCACCUUGUCAAGGAGCUUGCGACUAUCCUGAUGUUGCAACUCAGGAUAGUUCAACAGUCUGCGAAUCCAUGCGCCAUUAUUUCCUCAAGGCUGUCAAGCUUCCUAAAACGCCCCUGUUGGAGCGCUUCGACGCCAUGCCCUUUGGCCAAGGAGCUGGAGACUGUUCACCCAAGGAGAACAUACUUCUAUCUUACCACAUGCCCGCACCCGCCAUUCGCUGAGUCUCCGGUUUCCAUGGCUACUCCACCAAUAGUCAAGCCUCCUCGCGCAAUAAUCACACCGUCGUUAUCAAGUGGCACGUCAGCUUCGGAAGAUGCUGAAGAUAACAUGCGUCGUAGGCAGUUGAGCCCAUCGCCCGAGAUCGACCUGUCCUCGCCAGAGUUUGACGACUUUGAUGACGAGCUGCCAUCGACACCUCUGGGUUCAUUGUCGUCGCGCAUGCCGCCAAGACUGCACCAUCACAGCUCGAGGCACCAUCGCGGCGCAUCUCCGCCCCUCGAGAAAGACGAGAAGGAGUUCACGCAGACGGCCAACGUACUGCAGCAAAGGAAGAAGGCCAGUGGUCACCUAUUGGCAACCAAACCGGUUGACGCAGUUGUGGAGACUCCCUAUAACAACCACGCACGAGACGAAAACUUGUUUGGAGGCUACAACUCUCACCACCACAGGACGCUUUCACCAGUCGCACCGUUGCCACUGAUGACAUUUUCUGUCACAAGCCCUGCCAUACGACCUUCGUUUGGGCUGAACCUUAAACGGGAUGCUGAGGCCGAAAGCUGGGCCCGACUUGACAGCAUGCUCGAGUGGGACCGUAGUCCCGAGAACAUUGAGCUCGAAGAGCUCGAUGGACUUCUUGAUUUCUAA